CAUUGUCAUGAAAUUAUCUACAAGCUUACAGCCGCUGGUGCAGUAUCCUUUUUUUUUUUGUUGGCCUGACUGGUGCAGCAUUCCAGAGCUCCCUCCUGGAGAGUCACUCGUUCAGUAACUUCAAUGGCUUACCAAAGAAGUGAGCGAACCCACAAGCCUAAACCAGUAACGCCCAGAUCUUUGAUUCUCCUUCUCGCCUUGGCGAUCUCUGCCAUUAGCUUCAUCUCGCUCUUUUCCUCUCUGCUCUCCACUAAUGGUUCUUCCUCCCCCGCCUCCAAUUCCCUCCCAAUUAUGCUCAAACGGAGGCACCGUUGGACUGGCCAUGACAAGUACUUGUACUGGGGCCGAAGGAUAGACUGCCCUGGAAAGCACUGCGAUUCUUGCGAGGGUUUGGGCCACCAGGAAUCCAGCCUCAGAUGUGCCCUUGAAGAGGCCCUCUAUCUUCGGAGAAUUUUCGUCAUGCCAUCAAGAAUGUGCAUUAACCCCUUACAUAAUAAGAAGGGGAUCCUUCAUCAGUUUAGUGAGGCUAGUUCAGAGGAAAUGUGGGAAGCAAAUUCUUGUGCCAUGGACUCGUUGUAUGAUAUAGACCUCAUAUCAGAUACCAUCCCUGUAAUUCUGGACAAUUCAGAAGAAUGGUUUGAGGUUUUAUCUACAGGCAUGAGGUUGGGAGCCAGAGGAGUUGCCCAUGUGGAAGGUGUUAGCCGUGCUGAUCUUAGAUACAACAAUCGCUACUCUAAUCUCUUGUUCAUAAACAGAACUGCUAGCCCACUUUCUUGGUUUAUGGAAUGCAAGGAUCGAAACAACCGGAGUGCUAUAAUGUUGCCAUAUUCAUUUCUGCCAUCAAUGGCAGCAGAGAAACUAAGAGAUGCAGCAGAGAAGAUCAAAGCACUCCUUGGUGAUUACGAUGCCAUGCAUGUUCGUCGUGGUGAUAAAAUGAAGACCAGGAAGGACAGAUUUGGUGUUACAAGGACCUUGCAUCCUCACCUUGAUAGGGACACACGACCUGAGUUUAUUCUCUGCAGAAUUGCGAAGUGGGUCCCUCCGGGAAGAACCUUGUUUGUCGCUUCGAAUGAAAGGACUCCAGGAUUCUUUUCACCACUCUCUGCCAGGUAUAAAUUGGCAUAUUCAUCAAACUAUAGCAAGAUCCUUGAUGCAGUGGUCGAGAACAAUUACCAAUUAUUCAUGAUCGAGAGGCUUGUAAUGAUGGGGGCCAAAACGUUCAUUAAAACAUUCAAGGAGGAUGAGACAACCCUCAGCCUUACUGAUGAUCCCAAGAAAAACAAUAAAAAUUGGCAGGAACCCAUCUACACAGCGGAUCAAGGCACAUGCUGACGACCGCACCUAUUUCUAUGUAGAAAUUUCGUGGAUUCCCUUGGCUAACAAUGUAACUCUCAAAUAUUCCCUUGCUCGGAAUACUCAAGAACAAACUUCAGCCCAAAAUGCAGGGAGGCCUAAAUCUACAAGAGCGAACUAAUCCUAUUAAGGUCGUCCAAGUACAUAUUAAAGCAACCAGUAGUCCAGGAGGGACACGAGUUAGUAUAAUCACAUAGCAUUUCUGAUUCAUUAAUUAUAUCGCUAAUUUUUAUUUU
Messenger RNA from Prosopis cineraria, 1589 nucleotides. RefSeq lists its product as uncharacterized. The coding region runs from base 124 to 1332 and encodes 402 amino acids. The record is from RefSeq and is a predicted model, not a curated record. NCBI's taxonomy places the organism in Eukaryota, Viridiplantae, Streptophyta, Magnoliopsida, Fabales, Fabaceae. The transcript is spliced from 6 exons. Gene Ontology annotation, cellular component: Golgi apparatus.